Molecule: messenger RNA, 489 nt
Organism: Penicillium brevicompactum
Lineage: Eukaryota; Fungi; Ascomycota; Eurotiomycetes; Eurotiales; Aspergillaceae
Product: DUF3602 domain-containing protein
Exons: 1
Coding region: 1-489 (162 amino acids)
Source: RefSeq, a predicted model, not a curated record
AUGCCUUCAUCAAAUUACCGUGUCGUUGAGCCUCACCCCUCGGUUCCUCAUGCCAGUCGCCCUGCCGUCUACACCGGCCGUGGAGGAUCCGGCAACAUCGUCAGCCUGAAGAACACCAAGACCACCGAGGCUCGCACCGCAACCGGCCCUGCUUCCCUGACCCGCCUCGACUCUCGAGCCCCAACAACCUUCACCUCGGGUCGUGGCGGCGCCGGCAACGUCCACAGCAGCAGCGAGCGUGCCAUCUUCAGCUUCGACGAAGAGCUCGAGCGUGAUAUGCGCCGCGCCGCCCCCGUCUACCACGUCGGCCGCGGCGGUGCCGGUAACACCAUGUACCGCGACGACUCCAGCAGUUCCAGCCUGAGUCGCAAGUACUCCGCCGCCAGCACUGCCACCAACUCCAGCACCGGCUCCGUCGCAGACCGCGCUCGCGACAUGGCCCGCCGUGGUCUUGAGAAGGGCUGGGGCAAGCUCAAGGGUACCGCAUAG